Molecule: messenger RNA, 1204 nt
Organism: Elephantulus edwardii (Cape elephant shrew)
Lineage: Eukaryota; Metazoa; Chordata; Mammalia; Macroscelidea; Macroscelididae
Gene: NIT1
Product: nitrilase 1
Exons: 6
Coding region: 101-724 (207 amino acids)
Molecular function (GO): hydrolase activity, acting on carbon-nitrogen (but not peptide) bonds, in linear amides
Source: RefSeq, a predicted model, not a curated record
CUACAUCAUCCGGUUUCGUCACCAGUUCCUGUCCUUCCUGUGUCCUGGACUUCGGAUACCUCAACUCCCAGUACUUUGUGCUCAACUCAGGCCCAGAGCCAUGGCUGUCUCCUCUUCCUCUUGUGAGCUGCCCUUGGUGGCUGUAUGCCAACUAACAUCGACACCAGACAAGCAGCAGAACUUUAAAACAUGUGCUGAGCUGGUCAGGGAGGCUGCCAGACUGGGUGCUUGCCUGGCUUUCUUGCCUGAAGCAUUUGACUUCAUCGCACGGGACCCUGUAGAGACGCUACAUCUGUCUGAACCACUGGAUGGGAAACUUUUGGGAGACUAUUCCCAGCUUGCCAGGGAAUGUGGACUCUGGCUGUCCCUGGGUGGUUUCCAUGAGCGUGGCCAAGACUGGGAGCAGACUCAGAAAAUCUACAAUUGUCAUGUGCUUCUGAACAGCAAAGGAUCAGUUGUGGCCACUUACAGGAAGACACAUCUGUGUGAUGUAGAGAUUCCGGGUCAAGGACCCAUGCGUGAAAGUAACUCUACCCUGCCUGGCCCCAGCCUCGAGUCACCUGUCAGCACACCAGCAGGCAAGAUUGGCCUAGCUAUCUGCUAUGACAUGCGGUUCCCUGAACUCUCUCUGGCAUUGGCUCAGGCUGGUGCAGAAAUACUUACCUAUCCUUCAGCUUUUGGAUCUGUUACAGGCCCAGCCCACUGGGAGCCCUCCUCCUCUUGAGGGUGACGUAGGGCAGCAGGUCAUGACGAGUGAUGAUGCGCAGCAGCUGCAGCACCUGGCGAAAGUUACUCUCAUCACAGCGGCCCUGGCGCUCUAGCGCCAGUAAGAAGUCACGUCCACUUCGGAUGAGGCCGCGUUCAUGGUCAUCAAUGACAUCAACGAAGAGGAAGGAAAGGACACGCACAUCUCUGUGUGUCAGGUGGGUGCCCACGAUGUCAAACAUACGAUGCAGACUAUAUAGCCCAUGCUCCUGUUCACCUUGCUCUUCUGGCCACACCUGGCUUGCCUGUCGCUUUUGGCCCGCCAUGCUGGGGGCUCAGGUGUGCAGGGAUUUCCAGAAUUCCUGCUUAGCAGCUGUAAUCCCCACUGCACUGUAAGGACAAAAAAGAACUUAUGAUAUACCCAGUGGCAGGAUUCUUCUCUAUUCAUUGUGCCUACCACAAUGCUAAGCACAAUACAGUGCUAUAAGCAUUUAUUAAA